Formica exsecta is the source of this 907-nucleotide messenger RNA. It is a transcript of the gene RpL23A, whose product is annotated as 60S ribosomal protein L23a. The record is from RefSeq and is a predicted model, not a curated record. Gene Ontology annotation, cellular component: cytosolic large ribosomal subunit; ribosome. Gene Ontology annotation, biological process: ribosomal large subunit assembly; translation. Gene Ontology annotation, molecular function: rRNA binding; structural constituent of ribosome. NCBI's taxonomy places the organism in Eukaryota, Metazoa, Arthropoda, Insecta, Hymenoptera, Formicidae. Bases 114 to 836 code for a protein of 240 amino acids. The transcript has 4 exons.
CUCCAUUUUGAAAAUUCUGUUUCGUCAGUCAACAAUUAGCGUAGUAGUCGGAUUGGCCGAUACAGACGCUUCCGUUUCACGUUGACGUUCUCUUUCACGUUCUUUUUAGUAAAAUGGCUCCCAAACCGAAGCCUACGGAUAAAGCAGGUAAGCCUGCGGAGAAGAAGGCAGAGAAGAAGACGGAGAAGAAGCCAGCUGCCGCGGCUUCUACUUCUAAAGUGACAAAGCCUGCAGCCAAACCUGCAGCGGCAAAGAAACCGGCGGCUGCCAAAUCAGCGAGCGCUGCCAAACCUGCCGCAAGCAAGCCUGCGAGUAAACCUGUCCUCAAGCUUGCCAGUAAACCGUUGAUCAGCAAACCCAAGAAAAAUGUACAGGCUGCUAAAAAGACCCCGAAGGGUGGAAAAUCAGCAGCUCCUUUGCAGAGAGCUCUCAAGGCGCAGAAAAAGAUCUUGAAGGGAGUACAUGGAUCCCGGGUACGGAAGAUCAGGACGUCUGUUCAUUUCCACAGGCCCAAGACCUUCAGACCGCCAAGGAAUCCCAAAUAUCCACGUAAAUCCGUGCCAAACAGAAAUCGCAUGGAUGCUUUCAAUAUAAUAAAAUUCCCACUUACAACGGAAGCGGCGAUGAAGAAGAUCGAAGACAACAACACUCUGGUCUUCAUCGUGCACACGAGCGCCAAUAAAUAUCACAUCAAGGCGUCGAUCAAGAAACUCUACGAUGUCGAUGUGGCGAAGGUGAACACUUUGAUGAGGCCAGAUGGCAAGAAGAAGGCGUAUGUGCGUUUAACGCGCGACUACGACGCGCUUGACGUCGCCAACAAGAUUGGCAUCAUAUAAUUUCUAUCUCUCUUGUUAAGAAAUAAAAUAAAAUCUGUACUGAUAAUAAAAAAUAUCAAUAUGGACAUUAA